This is a messenger RNA of Hydractinia symbiolongicarpus, 5183 nucleotides long. RefSeq lists its product as uncharacterized. NCBI's taxonomy places the organism in Eukaryota, Metazoa, Cnidaria, Hydrozoa, Anthoathecata, Hydractiniidae. The transcript is spliced from 2 exons. Bases 159 to 4505 code for a protein of 1448 amino acids. The record is from RefSeq and is a predicted model, not a curated record.
AAAGUUGCAGAUAAAUUUGUUAGAUUUGACGAGGUAAAAUUAAAGAAAAAAAAUUAAAUUUUGCUUCCAUAUUCCGAACAAAGGAGGAAAACAUACAGAUAUAUCGCAUAUGAUUAAGAAUGUUCGGCAGAGUGUUUAAUUUCAAACUUUAAAAAAUAAUGGGUGAAAAAAGAUUGGGCAACUUAACAUUUUCCUUUCGCAACGCAAUGCGCAACUCAUCUGUAACUUCUCCAAAAGAAGACAUCAUCACGGUUAGUCCUGAAAAUCCAAAUAAAAAAAUUAUCGCAGACGAAAAUAAUUUGCAAAAUUUGUUCACUCGCGCUAGAAGUACUGAACACAUAGAACGACUUGGCAACGAAACAGAAAACCAAAUCAAGUAUAGCACGGAGCCGAUGCAAGAUGACGUCAGCGAACACUUGUUCGUUAACCACAUAGGUUUAUAUUGGGAUGAACAGAGAAUCAAUUCUUCACAAGAGACACUUCUGCUUGACACUAUCAGCAAUAAAAGUCACGAAGAAGUAAAUACAUUUAAUUCAAGACAUAGGAAUGACGAGACACGCCCAGCUAACCUGAAUGCGAAAUCCCUUGCUGGUUUAACUUUUAAUGAAUCUCAGAACGGAGGAGAGCGUACGGCAUGGAUGCCAAAACACCACUCCGUAGAAGAGUUUCAGAAUGAGCCAAGAAGACGUAAAAGUGAGGGCUGGAUCCCAAAAAGCGCUGCAGCCAAAGCAUAUUUGUCUAAAAAUAGUUUUGAUAUUCGAAGCAUGUCGAAUAUAAGCAAAGAACAACAAAGGGAAGAUCAGUUCUUAGGUCAGUAUGGUUCUGAAAGAUUUCCCAAAAAUCAAACGAACGUUGACAAAGGUGAUAUCAUGGUUAUUGAUGAUUGGAUGAAUACAAAGAUUGAAAAUAAUAAUUUCAACAAAAAUCCUAUUCAAGAUGAAUCAAUUGAGAAUGACAAAAUGGAGGUUUUACCUUGGGAUCCAUUGGAAGGAAAAAGUCAUCAAAUUUUAACUAACUCGAGCUAUGAUGCUUUAAUAUUUAAUGAGAAAGAUAUUGUAGAAGAACAUUCGGAGAGAGUUAUAAAUAUUUCUAACUCUGAGGUAGAUGAUAUAUUAUCGUUUGAUGUCCGUAGUGAAAAAGAAUUUAAAUUAAAGAAUAAACACCCAAAGCACUUUCAAAAAAAAUCGCAGUCGGAGUAUUUUAAUAUGAGUCAAAAUUGUGAAAAUGGUUUGGCCAAUGAAAGAGAAAAUCGAACGAAUUCAUGGCUUGAAUACAAUCACCAGUUAGCUGUUUCAUCUCCAAUUGAAACGAAAAUAAAAAAAUUAAAUAUGAACGAAAAUAGGCUUAUUCAUACAACACAACUAUAUGGCAACAACAUAAAGAAGCAAAAACACGAGAAAGAAACAUUACAGAAAAAGAUUUUAAUCAAAAACAACAAAGUUUUAGCUGAUAUGAAUUCAAUUGAAACUGAUCCUAUAUUUGAGCAUAAUAUUAAGAAAAUCAGCUCGAUGGAUUAUAGUGCGUAUGAUGAUGGCUACGGUAGUGGUAGUAAUCGUACCAAUCACAGCAGUGCUAGCGAGACACCAACCACAAAUAGAUCCAACAAUGAUCUUAUCAUAUCUUUGACAGAUCAAGUUAACUUUACCAGUCAAGAUAGCGGUGAUAAUAACGGCUACGCUAAAAUUACACGAUCGUUAUCAAACUUACAUGAAUUACUAAACGAAGAAGAUGAAAGAGAAACCCAAAGAAGAAGUAGUCGUGAGGAAGAAAAUGAAAAACGAAACGGUAUACAUAAUAAACUAGAGAAUAUAUUGAAAGCCAAAGCAAAGACACUGGAACGCUCAAAAAAUCCUCACCAGGCUACAACUCAAUAUAAGUUUCCUGAUCCGUUAUUAGCUGAACGAACAAAAUCGUUACCAAAUGGUUUAAAUACCCAAAAUUAUAACUACACUUCAUCAAAUACUUACGACAAUGUGGAUGAAGAGUCAUUCCGUGCUCAUUCUAAACAAGCUGAUGCUUCUUACCAUCAAGGAAGGAGCUCUUCUAUAGAACAAUCAGAGACACCUUCAUCACGCUAUGGACAACGUCAUUUGUCACUGAUUAAAGGAGACUCCAUCCAUGUUGAGAAAAAAGAAACACUUUUAAACGAGCUCAGAAGCACAAUAAAAAGUAGAUCUCCUCGUCCAGAUGAUCGGAUGGAAAUGGAAAGUUUUAAUUUGACAAAUUACGAUAAGGGAACUCAGGGUUCAGAUUAUGCAUUCCGAAAUCAAUCUCUCUUAGGAGAAUCUAAUGAAUCUAACUCGUGGGACCAAGCACCGGAUACAGAAAAUUUAUUUGAAAUGUUUCCGUUACAACCCUCGCCUACCCGGCACAUAACUUUAGGAGAUGAUCCCUUUAGCACUUUAAAUAAUAUGUCAGCGGAUAGUCAGGCACAGUCGCCAGAGAUUUAUACCGACCAGCGCCCGAUCAAUAAAUCUGAAGUGAUGGCAAUGCUAAAAUCGCAUCUUAAAGACAAGACUGGCUUAGAUAGUCUAAAACGAGAAGAAAAAUCAUACAGAAUGAUACGUCCAAAAAUGAAAUCCUUUUCCUUUACUUCACUUGAUGCAGAUGUGGAGAAUAAGCCGUCCGUUUCUGAAUUACCAACAACCAAUUUAGAGUCAAAUCAGCGCAGAUUGAGUUUGGAGAGUGUGAACACAGAAUAUGGUUUAUCUACUUCAAUUGGAAGCGAUAACCCUUCAAAUCGGAUUGGAGCAUCACACGCGCAUCGACUAAGUUUGACAGAGUCGGAAUUGGAAGGUGUCAGGACCUACCCACACAAGGUAGCUAACCCAACAAACAAGGAUUUACCAUCAUUUCAUGACGACAAAAAUGGCAGAAAUGAAUUUAAAUCAAAGGAGCCAAUCAUAGCAAAACAGAACGCCUCGACAUCCAAUCAGCAGGUAACUAAGGAUGUUGCAUCAGUGGAAACAAUAGUACUGUCACGUACUCCUGCAAAUCCUGUUCAAAUAUUUUCAGAUCAUGAGACACUGGAACAGGUCCCAAAACAAUCGCCGAUAAACACUCAAUCAGUAAAAAGCAGACAUUUUAAUGGUAGUUAUGAAGAAAUGAAGAGGAGCAAUUCAUUUAAUGAGGCCAAUGUGAAUGUUGAUGUAUCAAACAGAAGACAGCAGCAGCAGCAACAGCCACAAAAAGAAGAAGACACAAGAACGUUCUAUACAAGGAAAGAGGUACCUGCAACUCAAGUCAACGAUAAUAAGAACAAUGCAAUAACACAUUAUUAUUUACCAGAACAUAACCAAGAGAGAGUGAUAAAACCAAGUGAAUAUCAAGUCCAUAAGUUUUCUGACAGAACAAAAUACCAAAGUCCUCAAUCCCAGCAAACACAAAGAAACCACAUGUCCGUGACCUUGGACACGUCAAAUAUCAAGGACUUUAAAACGUCAAAUUUACAUAACAAAAGGCAGUCACCAAGGAAGCAAAAAGCAAAACAAAUCAAGAACCACAUAGAAGUUGCACCUGUUGAACAAAAUGUCGUCAGUAACGAACUUAAUGGUGAGCAACUUGAAGCAAUGGAUGUUGAAGUGAAAGAUUACACGUUGGAGGGUACAAAUGCCAUACCAGAAUAUUUGCCUAAAACGCCAAACGAAAAAUGGGCUGACCAGACUUACACACAUACCAACGUUGGCAAGAUAAACAUUCCAUCUAGCUUCUUACCCAACGAUAGUGUUAUUUUCUCGACCUCAAGUACCACUCCAAGCAUAUCUCCCAGACCAAGUACUCCAAAAAAAUCAAGAAAGGUUAGCUCUUCAAGCAACAAACAAGAAUUGUCCAGACCAAGCACACCAUCCAAGAUAGGAAGUAAGUUAAGGAUGUUAUUCUCACCAAGCUCUAAAAGAAAACUACAAAAACGUGAUUCAAACGAGACUUUAUCCACGCAACUUUUUGCUUCACCAAGAAGCGACGAAGACAUUACGCGACGCAAAAACAUUAACGUGACGUCAUGGAGUUAUGAUGACGUCAUCUCGAUAAAUGGUAGCAAUCAUUUUGAUGAAGAUGACGAUAGCAUAGAUGUUGAUUUCAUAACGAAUGAUGAAUGGCUAACUAGUCAGACUAAGAAUAUAAACAAUGAAUACAACCACUCAGCCAAUCCAAAUUCUGCAACUCGAAAUGGCUCGGCGCCUAAAAUUAAAGCACCCCUGUUACCAAACUCCCACAACACAAAACAUUCGUUAAAAAACAAUACCAAAUAUGGUAUCGGUAAAAUUGUUGUUCCGGAUGUGUUUUCCAGUAAUGAAGGUAAUAAUAUGACGCCUUUAACAUUCAACACAAGAUAUGUCCGGGCGCCGCCUAAACAAAAACAGGAGGAAGAAAAAGAGACGGUGAUUGAUUUGGAAAAGAAUGAAAUUGCUUUUAACAGUUUGGAUAUACGAAGCAUUGGAUACAAAGCUGGUCGCAGACUAAAACACCAAUAUCAACCAGCUGUUUCAAAUCAUAUAUCCAAAUAAGGUUUAUUUGUUUCCUUAUAAGGUUUAAUAGCUUUUAAAUAACGCUUAAUUUCCAAUCAGGAACAAUACAAUGACUGGCCAUAAUUUUUUGUCCGACCAUCGUGAACUCCGCCAUUUUGGAUGUCACCAACCUGGGUUGUAGUGUCUAGAAUUCAGUAAAACAUUGUGAGAAAAAUUACAAUCGAUUUGUUAGAAAACCAGAAUUUAAAUAAACAAACAUUAACAUAUAAUUACUAAACAUUUUCAAAAAUAAUUUUUAUAUUUUUCUCAAUAAUCAUCAUAAUCAGGGUAUGAUGCGGAGAAAAUUCCUGAAAGGAACUGUAUUAUAACACAUGUAUAUUAUAUAUAAGUGGCUGUUGAUAUAUUUUAUAGUUAGCAAGUAGACGAAUUGUUUUUAUUCAAGGACAACAUUUUUUUGUGCCAUAAUAAACGAAUUUUUUUUGCUUGGAAAGUUCCAAUUUUAACUAACUCUAAAUUUUAUCAAUCUUCUCACAACAACCACCGGACAUGCUAAUAGUUGUUAUACAAAAGUUUAAUUUAGUUUGCGGUUUGACAUAAUAACUUUGACCUCCAGGGUUGUGUUUAGUGGUUAAAAUAGGACUUUUUAUCAGAGUGGUAUGAUUUGUAAAUUUUUGUAGUUUUUAUUUCACUGUCAGUAUAAGAGAAAAUGCACAUACA